Molecule: messenger RNA, 8064 nt
Organism: Naegleria lovaniensis
Lineage: Eukaryota; Heterolobosea; Eutetramitea; Acrasida; Naegleriidae
Exons: 3
Coding region: 1-8064 (2687 amino acids)
Source: RefSeq, a predicted model, not a curated record
AUGUCCUCACAACCACCUCCACCACCUGUCCAUUCUCCAACUUCGGGAGGUGACUCUGACGAUGAAGAUUCCAUUCCUCUUCCUCCUGGCCCAGUUCACACCUCCAUGAUGGAAGAAGAUGAUCAACAGCAACAACAACCACGUCAACUCGUGAGUACAACACCACAAGUGACUUCUGAUUCUGAGGAAUAUAGUUAUAGUGGAAGUGAGAUGUCCACUCCCAAUUCCAACAGAAUGCCAGAACGUUCCAUGCCAUCACAAGGUAUUCCCAUUCCAGUGGUCGUUCCUCCCAUUCCAAAACUUGAUCUUCCAUUGUCGUCAUCAUCCUCCACGACCAACAACAACAACAUCACUCCCAUGUCGUCGUCGACAAGUUUACCUCAAUAUGGAAUUACAGUCAGUUCUUCUCCGAAACAACCUUCGACUCCUCAAUUGAAUCCACAUCAUUCAUCGAAUAGUAAUUCUUCUCGUUCAGGAGGAGGAGGUUCUUUAACUCCGGCUGCAGCUGGUAAUCAAUCGGGACGAAGCAAUGGAGAACUUUCUUCUGGAGGAGGAGGAGGAGGAAUGAAUUUAGCAAAACGUUCAUUGAGAUUGGGCGAUGAAUUGGAACAACAAAGUAAAUACUUGUUUCAAGUGAAUGAGAAGGGAUUUGUCGUUUCAGUGGCUGCAAGUAUUUUGAUGGAAUUUCAACAAUUUGUCGAGAAGGAAUUUGUGGAGAGUGUGAAAAUGAUUCCACCACAAAUUUUGAAUGAUGCAAAGGAGAAGAAACGAGAUGAUUUUAAUUUUUCAUUGUUAUUCCAAUUUAGGACGAGUGAAAAUUAUUUGAAACAUUUGAAAUUAUUCAAAGAUACAACUUUUGAAAAGAAUUGUCAAUUGUAUUGUCAAUUGAUUCUGGAUUGGCUGCAACAACCUUCGAGUACUAAUGAAGUGGGCAUUCCUGAAUGGUCCUAUGUCAAAUUUAGAGCUCGUUUGAUGCAACAAUUUAAUUUGACAGGUGACGAGAAAUCUAGCGUCUUGUUGCAAUCACUGGAUAUCUUGAUUUGGCUCACUGCAAGCGAUGUGUUGUGUGUGAUUUUAAAAAGUUACAAUCCAAGUGUGGUGGAUGCCCAUGUGACCGAAAGCAUGUUACGUUACUGUUUCACAGUUGUGAUCUAUGACACAUAUUCCAAUGCCAAAUUGUAUUCCAUUUGGAAGCAAAUGCAAGAUGGAAUCAUUGAUCAAUGGGCCUUUGUGAUUCGAAGAUUGAGUCGAAAGAAUCUUUCUGAAGUGUGUUCCUUCUUUAUGGUCAAAAUGAAUUCCAAGACCGAUAAGGGACUUGCCAAAUGCUACAUGAAUAUCAUGAAAUAUGUGGAUAUUGAUUUGUCGGAAAAUGCCAUUUCCACUCGUGACUUGCUUGAAUCGUUAGUGAGCUUGGCAGAGAAGGACAAGAUUGUGAAAACAUCCAUUUCUCUGAGAAAUGCAUUACUACGAGUGUUGCAAACGAUUUAUUUACAAUUAGACUUUGAAUUGGAGGAAAAUUGUAAUUUAUUGGAGGAAUUCAAUUUGAAAAUUUAUGACAUUGCAAAUGUGUUUGAAAAGUCAAAAAUUGGUCAAAAAGGAUCCUCAAAAGGUGAAUGCAUGAUUUUAAAGUCACUCAUUGUCAAGCAUGCAGGUUUUGCUUUCCAUAAUGGCCACGCUGCAAAAGUAGUGAGUGAAGUGGUUGAAUUUGCACAAAAGAAGAAGGAUCAAAUUGAAUUAUUCAAUCAAUCUCUUUAUGCUUUGUGUGUCUUGAUGAAAGACAAGUACAAUGUUGAUCGAAAUAUGAGUCCUUAUAGUUUUAUCAGAGGUCCCUAUCAAAAUCUAUUACUCAAAUACAAACCAUUCGUCGAUGUGGUCUAUUCAGAAGCAGAUAAGAAUCUUGCGUACUUUACUGAAGAUCAAACGUCAAAGAAUAAGUAUCGAGAAGUGAUGGCUCAGGUUGCAUCGGCUGUGAUUACAUUCUUGACCAAGAUGAAUGUGACCGUUGAAGCCGAAGAUUUCGAUGACACUUCAUUCUUAUUGACACUUCUUGUGAUGAGAUUGGCUUCCUAUGAUGUUGACAUUGUUCUAGGAAAGGAAGGAAUUAUUAGAAAAUUCUUACAACGUGAAUUCCAAAAGAAUAGUUUAUUCUCUGUGGUCGCCAUGAGAGUUCUAAAGAUCAUGCACAACAAUACCAAAGAUAGUUUCAAUAUUGAUGUAUUGGCAUGUGAAUCUGAAAUGGAUUCCAUUAAGAGACAACCUACCUAUGCGAAUUUAUUGAACUCGAUUCGAAUGGAAUAUUCCUAUUUGAAGAAAAUUAUUGAACAUUGUUCAGAACGAAUGGACAUUUCUAUUUUACAAUAUACCGAUGUCGAAUAUCAUGUCAUUCGACCAGAAAAAACCAUGAUCUUUGUUCAAGAUGAAAGUGAUGGCGAAUCUGAAUCUAUCAUGAUCAAACCCAUUUCAGAAAAACCAACAGAAAUCGGUGAUAAUUAUAGUUUUGGAUCUUCUGGAGCUGUGACUGAUCGAGAUAUGAGUUUAAUUACUGACGCCGAUCAUCAUCUCAAUUCAUCCUCAACCAAUUUCUCAACUCCAGUCUCACCACGUGUUCGAAAGAUGACCAAGAAGGGAGCUUCUGAAACUGAUGUCUUUAAACCUCUCAUGAGAAGAAAGACAGCCACUGUGACAGAUUUUUCUGCAACUUUGAACAGAUAUCCAACAGUACCUCCUCCAACGAGUCCUCAACCCAAUGAAACUGGUUCUUCUUCGCCUCAUCAUCACCAUCAUCAUGAAAGAAAGAAAUCCAAGAAGGAAGAUAAACUCAAAAAGGAAAGAUAUGGUCUUGUCAAGUUACUCAUUUAUGGACUUUCUACCAUUCCACUCUUUGCAAGCGAAGAUUUAUUAAUGUUUGAACGAUUGGAGAGUUUUGUUGGAAAUUAUCUUAUUUGUGGAGAUCGAAAUAUUGCACUUUCCAUUUCUUCUGCCUUCCAAGAGACUAUGAGUGAACAUCCAAAUUUGAGAUCAUCCAUUCUGAGAAAGACCACUGAUUUGUUUGCAUAUCAUUUGAAACAAUUCAGUGAAGUGAAAAGUAUCAAAUUCUUGAUGAAGAAUAUCAUUCAAUUCCUAAAGAUUUGGUCUGAAGAUAAGAAUGGUAUUGAUCGAAGUAUUGACACUUGGAUUUUCAAACUUGAAGCAUGUUGCAUGAUCAGCAUGUGUUUUGUGGAUCGACAACUUCGAUUAAGUGCUUUGGAAUGUCUCGAAGUCUUGUCCAACUUGUUUUAUGAACAUGUUUCAGGACUUUGCUAUCGAACCAUUGUGGAAAAACAAUCAUCCAUCAUUCAAAGAUCCAUUCGAAAGAUUGAAGUCCGAGAUGCCAUGGGCGUGGACGAGUUUAUUUUGAAUGACGACUUGUUAUUGAAAUUAGAAAAAGAAACUCUAGUGUCCGUUUCACAAAGUGAGACAGCGACCACUGUGUUGUACACAUUCAUUCUUGCAUUUAUUGGAGAAACAUUGGCAGAACAGAAUUGUAAAAUGUAUACAGAAUUAAUUUCCAUUUUGAAAGAUUUCUGUUGUGAAGUGUCGACUGUGGCCUAUGAAGAUGAGAGAUUUGCUCCAUUGUGGACCGAUUCUUUGUGUUUGCUCGUAUCCUUGUGUGGAGUACCAAAUCCAGAAGAUCAAAACAUGUAUGCAGCUUUGGAGAAUUACAAGACGCUCGUGAGAGGAUCUCUCAAACAAAUUGACAUUUUUGACAAGUUCAUGUGUUCCGAUGAAGUAUGGCAUCAUCGAUCCAUUGUCAACAUUUGUUCAUGUUUCAACUAUCAAGCUCUUCCUACAUUACUCGACAUGUUGACAAGCUAUCUUGACUCCAAGAAGGAAAAGAAGGUCACCAUCAAUGUCAUUAUUGCCCUCAAAGAUGUCGCAAGAAUUUUGAACAGUUUCACACAAACUCAAAGCUUUACCAAACUUUUCAAAUAUCCAAACAUCUUCUCACAAACCAUUCGAUUGGUUUCAGAACUCAUUCAAAAAUCCUAUUCUAUUCUUUCCACAGAAAAGGAUCUCAAAAUUAAGGAUCCAUUCCAAUUAUAUUGUGUUUUCCACACCUAUGCCAAUAAUGCUGCUACUUUAAACAAUGUUGCAAAAUCAUUGUACACAAUGAAAAACACAACCACUCGACAAAAAGCACUUAAAAUUACCAAUGCUCUUUAUUUGAGAAAUGGAAAUGUUUGGCAUGAAGAUUCACGUGUUCAUGCCAUCAACAGUUUGAGAGAAUGUUUAGACAAAAUUCCACAAAUGCAACAAAUUGCAGAAGUCACUGUUGAAAGAAUGAAAGAUGAAAAGGCAAAAGAAUACUGGAGAGGAGAAUAUGCCAAUAUUUUGACUGUGAAACUCAAACAUAUUUGUUUCAGAGCAAUUUCUAGUAUUCUCAAAGUGGAUCCAAUUACGACACUCUUUGCAAACACAAACUUUGAUUUCCAAAGUUUCUUUGUUUCUGCCGAGUUGGCUGGAUAUCGCAUGUUAGACGCCUUACUAUGUCAUCAUUUUGAACACUUGUUGCCAGAGUUUAUUUCUGUCAUUUACACAACAACCGAUGAUUCCAUUUCUGAAGUUUAUGUGAAUGCCAUUUAUGAUAAUUUAUUACCAAGUCCAACAGCAUUCUCUCCUCAUUAUUGUACCAACGAUGACCGUUUGGAAUGGAUGCUCAUGUUAAAAGGUCAAGAAUUAUUUGAAGGAGCACCUUCUUUCCUUUCUGAAGAUGACCUUGUUGCAACCACCAUUCACAAGAAUAUUCUUCCAAUUGUGUUACUCUUGUUGUAUCUUUUGCAUCAUCCAUAUGACUCGGUUCACUCCAAAGCAAGUGAAAUGAUCAUGUCACUCGUUCAAAAUAACUUUACUUUGGAUGAUUUGGAACCAAGAAUUGAUUUGAAAUUGAAAGACGCUACCAUGUGUCGUUUAGAAAUUUUGGAUGUUGCCAUGAGAACCAAUUCUGUAACGACUGAUUAUGCGCUUCAAAUUUCUGAAGCUGUUGCAGGAUUAGUCAGUUUUUGGAGUAAUGCUUUAUUUGCUGAAGCUCUCAAGUUUUGCACUACAUUGGCCAUCAACUCUAGAAAGGCAUUUAUUAUUCAAGCGUUAAAUCCAUGGAGCAAAUAUUUGGAAUUGUGUCCAAUUCCUCCACCUGUCGAUGUCAAUGAAGUGAUUCACAUUGCCAUCAAAUUAUCCAUUCAUUUACAAAGAUCGAUUGGAUUUAUCAAAGAAUUACACACACUUUGGAGAGAUUUGGCAUUGCAAGGUGGUUUAUUAGUGAACCCAUUGAAUUUAACAUCGACUCCUGUGCUCGGAUUAGAUUACUCAUCGGAAUUGGCCUUUCCAAGAAAUUUAAUCAUGAUUGUGGAUUAUAUUAAGGUACUUUUAUCGAAUGCUUACAUUCAUGAAAAGGACAAACUUGAAAUGUAUAACAUUGAAACAGUCUGUAGAGGAAUUGCAGUCGCUCUCUAUUCUUCUCAACCAAAAUUGACUCUCCAAUUAUUGAUUAGUGACUUGACCACUUGUGACGACACCUAUGGCGAUGCUGUCAUGUGUCUAUUGAAUGACAUUGUGUGCCACAACGAACACAAAAUUCACAUUCUUGAAAAAGCUCACAUCAUUUUAUCCUAUGUAUUAAUUCGAAUGGAUGGAUCCAACGAAAAUGCCCACACACUCUUCACAAGCUUGUUAUUGAGUAUCAUUUCACAUACUGCUUCUCAAAUUCAUGACAAGAAGAAUUGGUUACUCCUUGUGAAAUUAUUGAAAGAAAAAGUCGUGACCAUUAAUUGGGUGGAUUGUCUUCUCGAACAUAAUACGGACAAGUUGACACAACUCGAAUUGGAAUCUCUCGUUCCGUUCACUACCGAUCAAGGUUCCAUCAGUGCUGGUUAUUUAAUCAAAACUCUUGUCGAAUGUAUGGAACAGUCAGUGAAUCCACUUCUUCUCGAUUAUUUCGCUCAACAUGCUUUAGAAAUGGCCACUCGUGACACCAAAAAGUUAAUUCUCGUUCACAAUUAUCUCAGUAUUUUCUAUUACAUUUUGAGAAAUUCCAAGAAUAUUACACUUUCAAGAACCGUUCUCUAUCGAGUGCUUCAUUGCGUUUAUACUUUUGCAGAUGCAAAUGAAUCGAACUUUUUCAAUUCACCUCAACAACAAUCGUUGGCACUUGUGAAUCGAACUUGUCCUCCUACGUUAAAUAAUGCUCAAGAUAUUCUUGUGGAUUCAAAAGUAUUAGCGUUGGAUGUUUUACAUUUAAUUAUCACUCGAAAUGCAUCUCUCGAUUACAAACAUGUAUUUUGGACAUUGAUUUCUAUUUUGGCAGCUGUUCCAGUAGCUGCUGGAUCCAAUUCUUCCAUCUACAUUGAAGCCAUUGUUGAUUGUUUAUAUGAAUUGAGAAAUAAUGAACAAUGUUUCUCGAAAUAUUUCCUAAUUGAAAAUGAAAAGAUUGUCAAGAAUGAAUUAGAGAGAUAUAUUGCAGAGAGAGGUUGGAGAGGAAUGUUAUACACACUGGCAGAAUUUAUUCCCAACAAGAAUAUUCAACCCAAGAUUUUAGACUUGUUGACCAUUUAUUUGAGAGCAAGUAAUUCUCACUUUUUAGAUGAAGUUCCAGAACGAAAACUCUUCACGUCACUUGUCAUUUUAAUGCCCUAUUUUGUGAGUGACAUGGAUACUCCAGAAUGUCAAAAUUUAAUGAGCAGUGUACGAGAGGAAUUAACUGGAGCUCUCGCUGCAUGUUUUAACAACACGACAACCAUCACUCCAGUCGACUUUUCCAAUCGAGUGUGUUUAGAACUAGUCAAUUCCUUCUUUUCAAAUCCAGAUUAUGUCAUUCACGCUGCUGAAAUUUUAACCAACAUGUACUUGAUGAGUUCGGCACGUUUACGAGAUGCCAUUUUACUUGUAGUUUCUUCAUUUGUGAGAUUUUCUGCAAAAGAUGCCAAUGCAUUUGCCUUGUUGUACAAAUUGGCCAUUACUUCAGAGAGCGAAGUGGCAAGUUCAUUCUUGUGUGAAGUACUCAAUCCUGCCAUUCGUGAUUUUAAGCAAUUGUUGAAAUACACAACGGAGGAUAUUCAGAGAUUGAAUGACAUUUCAAAAUAUACUCCAAAAUUGGCUGUGGAUCCAAAUCAGUCGAAAAUCAUGUGCACUCGAUUGAAAUUUUUAGUAGAAGAAGCAUUUUCAGUGUGUCAUCGAGGAGGUGAUCCUUUGGGACCAUUCAAUAUUGCCUCAAGUGAAAGUUCGACCUAUAAUUAUAAGGUGCGAAAUGGAAAAUUGAAUUUUAACAACAACACUACUACUAGUAGUAGUAAUUCUGUACAGCAACCAGUGAAUGGAAUCAUUCCAAAACCUUCAUCCAAUUCUACAUCGAUCUCUCCAAUGACGUUUGUGCCCGUGGUAGCCACUGCAAACACUAUUGCUGCAACAACAACAACUAGUAGUGUUGGUUCCAACUCUUCAUUUUCUCUCAUGAACAAGCUUGUGAAUGGUGGUGGUGUCAGUAGUAGUGUCGUACUUCCAGAUCUUAUUCCAGAACAGCAACAACAACAGCAAUAUGGUAUUUCUGCCUUUUCUAAUUCAUCACCUUUAAUUAAGGUAACAACAACAAGUGUAGCUUCAGCAUCCUCAUCACCUCCUGUAGAUGCAUCUACUUUCAAUUAUUUACCGGACUUGUCACAAUUGCUCUACAAUGAGAAUUAUGCCAUUUAUUUCAAAGAUUAUGCACAGUCACUUUCGGUUUCGACGGAUGUGAUUGAUUUCUGUGUGCAAGCCAUGAAGUAUGAAAAGGCUACCGAUUCGAUUCAAAGAAGUGUUUAUGCCAAACGAAUUAUUCAACAAUUUAUCAAUGAUGAAAACUUUACCGUGUUGCCACCUGAGGAGAAACAAAAGAUCUUGACCAAGUAUAAGGAAAAUGUGAUUAAUCCACCAAAUAUUCUCUUCACGGAAGGUGCUGCUAUUAGUCAAACUCAUCUCUUGACACUCUAUCAAGGAUUUUUAUCAAGCUCUCAAGGUUCAGAGUUGUCUAGUCUCAUUAAGAACCAUAGUAUUUAA